Messenger RNA from Carassius auratus (goldfish), 2012 nucleotides. Its product is annotated as amyloid-beta A4 precursor protein-binding family B member 2-like. Gene Ontology annotation, biological process: regulation of DNA-templated transcription. Lineage: Eukaryota; Metazoa; Chordata; Actinopteri; Cypriniformes; Cyprinidae. The transcript is spliced from 11 exons. Gene Ontology annotation, molecular function: amyloid-beta binding; transcription factor binding. Gene Ontology annotation, cellular component: cytoplasm; nucleus. Bases 306 to 2012 code for a protein of 568 amino acids. The record is from RefSeq and is a predicted model, not a curated record.
AUCGUACCUCGCUGGAGGAGAACAGACGAGAUAGGUAAACCAGAAAAAAAGGAGGAGAACGGGGAAUAUGUGCUGACAUCUGAGGUAGGAACAUCAUCUGAAUUUGACAAGCACCUCCUGCGGAGAUACAGAUUUCUUGAGUGCUUUCAUGGUGAUAUACUCAACUAGUGCUGAUUGGCCAAAACCUUGAUGAUGCACUGAUUCUACACCAUGGCCCAGGAGGCUCUGUGGAAAUACCCACAAUCCUCAGCUCCCUGAUUUACAUUGGCAGUGCCUCCGGCUCAACGAGAAAACCUUUGCAAGCCAUGAUGUCAGUCUGCGUGCCCUCACCACAUAACUCCUCCCCCUCUGUGGACGUAGCUAAUUGCAAUGGACCUUCUGCAACUCCACCCACAUCCCUCAGCCUGCGUUCCUCACACAAUCAACUGCUCAGUGGUGAUGUCAUCAAACAGGGCCAGACCACGCCCCCAAAGUGCAGGAAGAAGUACGCACUCACGAGCAUUCAGAGCGCGAUGGGACUCGGCGAAGGUGUGACGCCACCGCCGUCAUCUUCAGCAACUAGUGCUAACCCUAAACUGGCCAAAAAUGGUGCGAAUCAGUUACGGAAAGCUGCGGAACGACAGGAUCACAACAAGAACACCACGGGAGAAGACGAGGAUGGAAACACAGCUGGCGAAUCAGAGCUCAGCAUCGACGAUGAGCUGAGGAAUGUUGAGGAAUUAAGUCUAGACAGUGAGUCUAACGCUGACGACGUUCACAGUGACUUUGACCAGAACAACGAGCUUGUUGACGAGGAUAUAGAUGAGUUAAUUGAUGAUGACACUAAUGAGGAGGAUCGUGCGGAGAAUUGUGACGACCUGCUCAUUCUGUCGGAGAAAACGGACAUUGUUUCAGAUAGGAAGUCGCCCGAGCAUAUUAAGACCAAGAGUUACCUGGAGUCAUGUCUGGAUGAGCUGUCAUACGAACUGUCUGACACGCAGGAUGAGGAUGUCACUAAGCCUUUGCUGGAGAAAGAGAAGACUCCCUGUCCCUCGUCUCCGAGGAAACUACACAGCCCUGAGGACACGCCCCUCCUGUCUAUCGGCUCUUCGUCUUCCUCUUCCUCACCGGAGACGAAAAAAGACAGACCACGGACGGGAGCCAAGACAGACCGGGCACUAAACCGCAUCCAGAACCUUCCACACAGUGACGAGGAGUCCAGCUGGACCACGUUGUCACAGGACAGUGCAUCCUUGGGCUCACCAGAAGAGAGCGAUAUCUGGGGGGAGCACUCAUUUCAGACAGACCCUGAUUUGCCUCCAGGAUGGAAGAUGAUGACAGACAUGGCUGGGAUUUAUUACUGGCACAUUCCUACGGGCACUACACAGUGGGAGAGACCCGCCCCAUGCCAUCCGAUGCCAACUGGACCUACCCAUGCCAGCCGCAAACACUCCCUGGGCUCCCUGUCACCCUCGCCCACUCCAGACCAUGAGUCGAUGUCUCACGCCGACGUGUUUUUCGGAGCAUCGAGUCGUUCAGGCAGCACCACUUCUGACAGCUCGUCUGACCCCGCCCCCAUCCCGUCUACUUCGUGUCUGGACCCUACCCCUAUCCUGUCCUCAAACUCUUCCUCGUCCUCUGACGCCAAUGUUCCUUCCUGUGGAUUCGUCAACAGCUGCUACUUUCCUCGGUCCUCAUCCCUACAGAUAAUGCCAGGGAAGGAUAGACACUUUGAGGCACGCCAUCGGGAAGAGGACAAGAAACAGCCAUGGAGUGAUUUUGCAGUGGGAAAGAUUGAUAGUGAGAUCUGGAAGGAUCUACAGGCGGCCACAGUAAACCCUGACCCCAGUCUGAAGGAGUUUGAAGGUGCAACUCUCCGCUACGCCUCCCUCAAGCUACGAAACCCUGCUCCUGUGGAAGAGGAAGAUUCCAGCAGCAUUAACAGUGAUCCUGAAGCCAAGGUGAGAGUUCAUGAGUUUGUGCACAUACUGCAGCUAUUCAACGAUUACAACUCUACAGAGAACUUAUUAUAG